Anopheles cruzii is the source of this 861-nucleotide messenger RNA. Its product is annotated as protein abrupt-like. NCBI's taxonomy places the organism in Eukaryota, Metazoa, Arthropoda, Insecta, Diptera, Culicidae. Gene Ontology annotation, cellular component: nucleus. Gene Ontology annotation, molecular function: protein binding. The record is from RefSeq and is a predicted model, not a curated record. The transcript has 3 exons. Gene Ontology annotation, biological process: regulation of transcription by RNA polymerase II. The coding region runs from base 1 to 861 and encodes 286 amino acids.
AUGCCAUCGAUUGAAUAUCUUGUAAGCUGGACUGAUUCCAAAAAGUUUGUGGCGUCCGCGAUUAAUGAUAUUCGCCAUGACGAAGAUUUCGUCGACGUCACGCUCAGCUGCGAGGGCCAUCGAAUUGGUGCACAUAAGAUUCUGCUAGCCGCUUGCAGCACGUAUUUUAGAGCAGUAUUCAAGGAGAACCCGGUUCAACAUCCGGUGAUCAUCUUCCAGAACGUACAGUACAGCGAUCUGAAGGCAAUAGUGGAGUUCGUUUAUCACGGCGAGACAAAAAUCGCCUCGGAUCAGAUACACUCGUUUCUAUCCACGGCCGAAAUGUUAUCUAUUUUGGGGCUAACGGUUUCAGGGCAGAAACCGCAGCAGACGGAUGCGCAUAAAUCCAUCACCCAGCAAUUGCUACAGUCACAGGAGGAGAAGACAGCGACCAAAACCCGUAAUUCGAAGUCUUCCAAUAUGGCACCAACUUCAGUUACUGUACAUGAAUUACUUCAGUCCCAGAUACCAACUAGCUCGAAAACAAUAAAUGUGCAAAAAAUGCCGCAUGUUUUGCAAGCACAACAGCAAGUAAAUGUUAAUGUUGCUCCCGAUACGCAGCAAGUACAUAAACAGCAAGAGGACGUAGAACAGCAACAGCAAAAGAAGCAACUAGAAGAACUUCAGCAGCUCAUGGCUAUGCAAGUGGAAAUCAUUAAUGAUCCAGCUACGCCGGAUACACAACAACAAGCUGACCAAACUGAAUUGGCAACUUUCCAGCUCGAUCUUAUGGACCUCGAUCAACUCGAUGUUAUCGACGAUGAUGCUAUGAACAAUGGAAGCACAAAUAAUAACUCACUCAUCCAAGAACUGGAGAGUUAA